AUGCAAACAGAAGUACAUGAGGGGUUGUGUGAAAACUAUUUUUCUCUUGCUGAACUACAAAGACAUAGAAUCAAGCUGCUUCUUCUGGACAUACUGGUUUUUCUUCUUCUUUCUUUUCUUCUCUUUUUCCUAUAUCUUGUGGAUAUUAUGGCUAAUAACACAACAAGUUUAGGAAGUCCAUGGCCAGAAAACUUUUGGGAGGACCUUAUAAUGUCCUUCACAGUAUCCAUGGCAAUUGGGCUCGUAAUUGGAGGAUUUAUUUGGGCUCUGUUUGUGUGUCUGUCUAGAAGAAGAGCCAGUGCGCCCAUCUCACAGUGGAGUUCCAGCAGGAGAUCUAGGUCAUCUUACACCCAUGGCCUCAACAGAACUGGAUUUUACCGCCACAGUGGCUGUGAACGUCGAAGCAACCUCAGCCUGGCCAGUCUCACUUUCCAGAGACAGGCUUCCCUGGAGCAAGGAAAUUCCUUCCCAAGAAAAUUAAGCUUCAGGGCUUCUACUUUUCAUCCCUUUCUGCAAAGUCCACCACUUCCUGUGGAAACAGAAAGUCAGCUGGUGACUCUCCCCUCUUCCAAUACGUCUCCUGGCAUCAGCACUUGCCACAGUCUGAGCCGCCCUGACCUCCACUGGUCCACUAACAGUCUUCGAGUUGGGCUGUCAGCACCGCCCCCACCUGCUUAUGACUCCAUCAUAAAGGCAUUCCCGGAUUCUUGAGGAGGGUACCUAGGGUUCUUCUUUCUUUCUUG
This is a messenger RNA of Otolemur garnettii (small-eared galago), 743 nucleotides long. RefSeq names its product MYC target 1 (gene MYCT1). Gene Ontology annotation, cellular component: nucleoplasm. NCBI's taxonomy places the organism in Eukaryota, Metazoa, Chordata, Mammalia, Primates, Galagidae. The record is from RefSeq and is a predicted model, not a curated record.